Messenger RNA from Quercus lobata, 1386 nucleotides. RefSeq lists its product as uncharacterized. Bases 1 to 1386 code for a protein of 461 amino acids. The transcript is spliced from 2 exons. NCBI's taxonomy places the organism in Eukaryota, Viridiplantae, Streptophyta, Magnoliopsida, Fagales, Fagaceae. The record is from RefSeq and is a predicted model, not a curated record.
AUGUGGAUUCACCACCCUGAGUUUCCUAACAUUGUUAGAAAAGCCCGGGAGUCUAGUCCUAAUCUUCACACGGCUAUUGAGAAUUUUGUGGACAAAGGUAAAAUAUGGAACAUAACGGUUUUUGGGAAUGUGUUUGCUCGUAAGAAAAGAGUUCUAGCCAGGUUUAAUGAGGCCCAAAAAGCUCUGUCCAAUGGCCCAAGUCAGUUUCUGAUCCAACUGGAAAGGAACCUCAUUGAAGAAUACAACCUAAUUUUGCGGCAAGAACAAGAAUAUUGGGCCUUAAAAUCCCGGCUUAAUUGGGCUGCUUUUGGUGACUCAAAUACCUCCUUCUUUCAUGUUUCUACUUUGGUCAGGAGGCAUAGGAAUAAGAUUCAGAGUUUAAAAAAUUUUGUUGGUGAGUGGAUAACCAAUGAUGAAGGGGUUGAGAACCUUAUCCUCUCGGGGUUUAAAGAGAUCUUCCAAACAGAAUGUUUAGCCUCUUCCCGGGCUUCUAAGAUACAAGAGUUUUGCUGCUGCACCUUCACUGAAGAAGAGCGAGCCACUUUGGAUGCCCUUGUUCUGGAUGAAGAAAUUAGGCAGGGCCUUUGGGCCUUGAAGCCUUUUAAAGCUCUUGGGCCUGAUGGCUUGCAUGCGGGGUUUUUCCAAUAUUUUUGGAAUGAUGUUAAAGAUUUGAAGGGUAAAGCGGGCUUUAUGGCUAUCAAGGUUGAUCUUGUCAAGGCUUAUGAUCGCCUCGAGUGGUCAUUCAUUCACAAGGUCCUUAAAGCAUUUCGGUUCCCGGAGGAGUUGAUUAAGCUCAUUAUAAGCUGUGUUUCGUCAACAUCUAUCUCUAUCCUUCUCAAUGGAGGUAAGCUUACCCCCUUUAAGCCCACGAGAGGAAUACGUCAAGGUGACCCCCUUUCGCCGUACUUAUUUAUUCUGUGUAUGGAAUACCUUGGGUUCCUCAUUAAUGAAAGUUGUAGAAAAGAAGAAUGGGCACUGCUGAAAGCCUCAAAGCAAAACUUGGGCAUCUCACACAUUUUCUUCGAAGAUGACCUCAUGCUUUUUGCCAAAUCCAAUAAGGCAGAAGCUGAUUCUAUAAAGAAGGUGUUAAGCAAAUUUUGCAAGGAAUCUGAUCAAUUGAUUAGUGUUGAAAAAUCCCGCAUCUAUUUCUCGCCUAAUGUCCCUCCAAACGUUAGAGAUGAUAUUUGUGGGCUGCUAAACAUUGCUGAAACUUCAUGUUUAGGAAAGUAUUUGGGCUUCCCCCUAAAUCAUAGAGGUGCUGGCCGAAAUAGAUACAACUUCAUAAAAGGCACCACAAUUAAAAUAGCAGUUUUUUAUUUUAACCCAGGGGGUUGGCCGAGUUGGUUGGGCUCUUGGUCUCAAAGUGCUUGCAUUGUGCUCGACUAG